GUUACAGUCUCUAGCUUCGCCAUGUACAUGGCCCUUCCGUGUACAUGGAUGGGCGGGGAGGUAACUAAAAGAUCCUUUACACAAUAAAGUAGAUGAUCAUGAUAAAUGAGGUAAGGUCCUAUUAUCACACACUUCAAACACGGUAGAUCAGAAACCCACUAUGAUACUCGCUUCCUGUCUGUUUGCUAAGGAAUAUAAAAUGGCUAGAAAGUUUAAUUUGAAACCUUUGCCUCCAUUUGGAAUAGUAGACACCAGUUAAGAGGGUGUCAGAUGCCUUUUUUUUUUUUUUUUUUGGCUGGUCCCUGUUGAUUGGUCAGAAGACGGCUCAGCUAAAAGGGGAAGUUGUCUGGGUGGUUGCUUUUUUUCUGACGUCUGUUCCUCAGGCUGGAAGAAAUGAGCAGAAAACAAGGGAUGAGUACUUUUUAGAGUAUGUGCAUGUUACGUAAUACCUGUUUCUGGGCAAUGCUGCUGCUUCUGACUCAACAAAUGGGGAGAGCAAAUUGAAAAUGCGUAAAUUGGAAGGCAAGUUCUGAAAUUAAACGUUGUACUUUGGCCUGAUGUUCUGACCUUUAAGGAAGCAAGAGUUUGUAAACUUCCAAAUAUUUACUAUUCUGAACUGCCGUGUAAACCUGACGUAUUCCCAAGUCAACAUACCAGUAUACCAAUAGGAUGUGAAUAAUGUGUGUGUUGAGUUUAAAACCAUAGCAGUUUUGCUCUGGCAAGUAAUGAAAGCGUUCUCGCUUCCUGAAUGUGAGCUCCAGCAGACUGCAGAGUGGCCAGUCCACAGUUGUAGCCUGACUUCAGUGAGUUCUGAUGUGUGCUUUUUGCAAAUACAUGUUCUCAGAACAGUGAGAUCAUCCAGCAGUAGCCUGGACUGCACUCACAUAAAAAUCAUGAGACAGUCAUGGCUACUUGUUUCUGUAAUACAUGCAUGUGUGUUUUUUAAAACCUAUGAUAGGCCUCUGAUUCUGCAGCUGCAACUUUUAUGGAAUGUUUUCCUUCUCCACAUCUCAUGUGAUGCUCUUAUUACAGGACACAGCAUUGUUGGUUUUGCCAUGUACUAUUUUACCUAUGACCCGUGGAUUGGCAAGUUAUUGUAUCUUGAGGACUUCUUCGUGAUGAGUGAUUAUAGAGGCUUUGGCAUAGGAUCAGAAAUUCUGAAGAAUCUAAGCCAGGUUGCAAUGAGGUGUCGCUGCAGCAGCAUGCACUUCUUGGUAGCAGAAUGGAAUGAACCAUCCAUCAACUUCUAUAAAAGAAGAGGUGCUUCUGAUCUGUCCAGUGAAGAGGGUUGGAGACUGUUCAAGAUCGACAAGGAGUACUUGCUAAAAAUGGCAACAGAGGAGUGAGGAGUGCUGGUGUAGAUGACAACCUGCAUUCUAUUUUAGAAUAAAUUCCCAACUUAUCUUGCUUUCUAUGCUGUUUGUAGUGAAAUAAUAGAAUGAGCACCCAUUCCAAAGCUUUAUUACCAGUGGCGUUGUUGCAUGUUUGAAAUGAGGUCUGUUUAAAGUGGCAAUCUCAGAUGCAGUUUGGAGAGUCAGAUCUUUCUCCUUGAAUAUCUUUCGAUAAACAACAAGGUGGUGUGAUCUUAAUAUAUUUGAAAAAAACUUCAUUCUCGUGAGUCAUUUAAAUGUGUACAAUGUACACACUGGUACUUAGAGUUUCUGUUUGAUUCUUUUUUAAUAAACUACUCUUUGAUUUAA
Messenger RNA from Gorilla gorilla gorilla (western lowland gorilla), 1700 nucleotides. RefSeq names its product spermidine/spermine N1-acetyltransferase 1 (gene SAT1). NCBI's taxonomy places the organism in Eukaryota, Metazoa, Chordata, Mammalia, Primates, Hominidae. The record is from RefSeq and is a predicted model, not a curated record. Gene Ontology annotation, molecular function: diamine N-acetyltransferase activity; spermidine binding. The transcript has 3 exons. The coding region runs from base 726 to 1346 and encodes 206 amino acids.